CCUCUCCCCCCUUUUCUCACUUUCUCUGUCUUUGUUUCUCAACUAAUCUCAUUUACUUCUUCCACCAUUCAAUGCUCCAAAAAUUAAAAGCGCUUCUUCCAUUUCCAGUAAAUUUAGGUGCCACAAGUGGUAUUUUUAUUCGCUUUUGUAUGAUAUACAGUGUAUUUGAGAGUCCACACAAGAGAAAAGAAGCCAGUGGUUUUCUAUGCUUUUGAUGAAGCCAUGGUUGUUUUGCGCGUUCUCACCGACCUCUGAUGGCAUUUAUGAGCCUGUGCUGUGCUGUAUGUGAAGCUUAAUGUCAGUGUGAGAGAGAAGAGAGCGCAACGUCAGGACCAGUCUGGCCUUAGUAAUUGCUUCUCACCUAUAAAAGACUCUCUCUAUAACACUCCACUUUGUACUAUAUCUAUCCACAACCACCAAAACUUCUCCUUCGUCUCCACCACUCCUCCCUGCUUCCUUCUUCUUCUUCUUCUUCUUCUCCUUCUCCAUUCUUCUAUAUCUUAGAUCCAUCACACACCCUCUUUUCUCCUCCAAAAAACCCUACUUGUGUUUCCUUCUUUUAGUCCAGCACUUUCCUUGCUUCUAAUUCCUCGAGCUUUCCCCCAAAAUCAACAUUUGUUUCGGGGAAAUCUGUCCGAAGAUAACCCAAAAGAUUCUGCUCUCUUGUCACAUUGCAUGCAUUGACAUUUUCCAUCGUUGGUUGUUUCGUGUUAGGUCGAGACUUGGUGUAUAAGUUAACGAUGGAGAUUGGCUCUGCUUUGCUCUUAUUCACGGCCAUCACGGCUUACCUACUUUGGUUCACCUUCAUCUCACGGUCCCUGAAGGGUCCACGUGUUUGGCCCUUACUGGGUAGCCUCCCCGGCCUGAUCGAAAAUUGCGACCGUUUGCAUGACUGGAUCUGCGAUAACCUACGCGCCUGCGGCGGCACGUACCAAACCUGCAUCUGCGCGGUUCCUUUUCUCGCCAAAAAGCAGGGCCUCGUGACCGUCACGUGCGACCCGAAGAAUGUGGAGCACAUCCUGAAGGCCCGGUUCGACAACUACCCGAAGGGCCCCACCUGGCAAUCGGUGUUUCACGAUCUUCUCGGCGAGGGCAUAUUUAACUCCGACGGCGACACGUGGCUGUUCCAGAGGAAAACUGCUGCCCUGGAGUUUACUACCAGGACGUUGCGCCAAGCCAUGGCUCGGUGGGUGAGCCGAGCCAUUAAGCUCAGGUUCUGCCCUAUUCUCAAAGAAGCUGAGCUGAAAGGCGAGCCUGUUGAUCUUCAGGACUUGCUGCUUCGGCUCACUUUUGAUAAUAUUUGUGGCUUGGCUUUCGGGAAAGACCCGGAGACUUGCUCUGCGGGGUAUCCCGACAACAGCUUCGCCUCGGCUUUCGACCGGGCCACCGAGGCGUCGCUGCAGCGGUUCAUUUUGCCUGAGGUGUUGUGGAAGGUGAAGAAAUGGCUCGGGCUUGGAAUGGAAGUCACGCUGAGCCGGAGCCUUGUGCAUAUUGAUGAGUAUUUAUCCAAAGUGAUCGCUUCACGUAAGCUCGAGUUGCUGAGUCAGCAGAAGGAUGGGAACCCACAUGAUGAUCUGCUGUCAAGGUUCAUGAAGAAAAAGGAGUCCUACUCGGACACCUUCCUCCAACACGUGGCGCUCAAUUUCAUCCUAGCCGGACGUGACACGUCAUCGGUGGCGCUCAGCUGGUUCUUUUGGUUAGUGACGCUAAACCCAAUUAUUGAGGAGAAAAUCUUGCGAGAAAUCUGCACCGUUCUGAUUGAGACACGUGGCGAGGAUGUUACAGCAUGGUUGGAAGAGUCGUUGCAUUUUGAGGAACUUGACCGAUUGAUAUACCUCAAGGCAGCAUUGUCCGAAAGUCUUAGGUUGUACCCUUCCGUACCCCAAGACUCGAAGCAUGUUGUGCGGGAUGAUGUUUUGCCCGACGGGACAUUUGUGCCCGCCGGAUCAUCGGUCACGUACUCAAUAUACGCGACGGGGAGGAUGAAGUCCUCAUGGGGCGACGAUUGCCUAGAGUUUCGUCCUGAGAGGUGGUUGUCUUCGGAUGGUAAGAGAUUCAUAAUGCAUGAAUACAAAUAUGUAGCAUUCAAUGCUGGUCCAAGAAUCUGUCUAGGGAGGGACCUGGCGUACCUGCAAAUGAAGUCGGUAGCCGCAUCGGUAUUGCUCCGCCACCGUCUCACGGUGGUGCCGGGCCACAAGGUGGAGCAAAAGAUGUCACUGACAUUGUUCAUGAAGUAUGGUCUGAUGAUGAAUGUGCAUCAAAGGGAUUUAGGGGGUGUUUUGGGAAGGGCAAAGAGAGACAGGGAAGUACAGCUGAAUGGACAAGACUCUGUUGCCGUCAAAUGUAACGGUGGCGGUGAAGUGGUAGUUGGGGCUGAUUAAGAGGGUGAUGAACUUGCGGGAUUGAAUUAGGGUUGUGGAAGAUGUGUAUUUUUGUGGUGGAACCCCAUGACAGAAGAAAACACAGCACAAUAGAAAGGAAAGUGAGGAAGCUAAGCUCAUGUGGAUCAAUUAAAUGUUUGCAAAUGUUUUGGGCCACAGCAAUUUAUCUCUUCCAUUGAGCUACACACGGAGGUAGUGGAUUUCUCAUAAUUUACUUGAACAUUAUAGGGUAUCAUCUAUCUUUCCCUUGUAAGCAAAUUAAGCUUGCAAAAUUUUAUUACAAUAUUCUUUAUGUUCAUGCUUGUUCAGAUUUUCAUAAAUUACCUUUUAUCAAUAUUAUUAUUCAUUUGCAAAACAUAGUAAUUUUGUGCUUCUUACAUCAUGUAUGUAUGGUCUUUCUCAGCUGAAAUGUACUUAAUAUUGUUAUGUUCAAUAAAAAUUUCUGAAAGUAUAUGAAA
Molecule: messenger RNA, 2839 nt
Organism: Rosa rugosa (rugosa rose)
Lineage: Eukaryota; Viridiplantae; Streptophyta; Magnoliopsida; Rosales; Rosaceae
Product: cytochrome P450 86A8-like
Exons: 1
Coding region: 741-2381 (546 amino acids)
Molecular function (GO): oxidoreductase activity, acting on paired donors, with incorporation or reduction of molecular oxygen; iron ion binding; monooxygenase activity
Source: RefSeq, a predicted model, not a curated record